CCGGAAGUUGAGGCAUUCGAGCUGAACGGGAAUUCCUUCCGAAACAACCCAGUAUCACCCUGCCCAUGUGUUAAGCAAGCAGUGAUGUGAAUUCCCCACAGGCUGCUGUUUCUAUAGAGAACAACUCUGCCAGCACACAAAUUCUUCCUCAAAACCUGAAAUCUGUAUCUGCCUCUAGUAACUCCUCAGCCUCCAGAUCCUGAGAACCCAGUAUAAACUUGUGUCCAUCCCCAAGAUCACUGUAGGAAUCAUGAGGUACCCUGUGUGUCACCUGCUCAAACAGGCCCCUGGCCGCUUAACUCAGCCAUCGGUGGUAGUCAUGUGCCACAAAUGAAGAAAAUUCACUUUUUGAGAAGAAAGUAAUUCCUUGUUGCAGCCACUGGCGUCUUACUCUGGAGGUGGUCCAGGUAAUUGGAACUGAGGCCACUUUUGUGACGGCAUUGUGGUUAGCAACAUGUCUCCUCCCAGAACAAGGGAAAGCAGGGAUCACCAAGACCACCGCCAAGCUCCCAGGGAGGAAGAGGCCCUAGAGAAAUGGGACUGGCAUUGUCCAGAGACACGUCGCCUCUUGGAAGAUGCUUUCUUCCGUGAAGAGAAUUGUAUCCGUCAGGGUUCGGAAGAGUGCCAGAAGUUCUGGACCUUCUUUGAACGCCUGCAGAAAUUCCAGAAUCUCAAGACUUCCAGAAAGGAGGAGAAAGAGUCUGGGCAUCCCAAGCACAGUGUUCCAGCACUGGCUGACCUGCCUCACACGUAUGAUCCUCGUUACCGCAUCAACCUCUCUGUCCUUGGUCCUGACAUGCGAGACUCUCGGGGGCCAGGCAGGCACCUGCCCCCAGAGAGAGUGUCCGAGUUCCGCCGAGCCCUGUUGCACUACUUAGACUUUGGCCAGAAACAGGCAUUUGGGCGGCUGGCCAGACUGCAGCGAGAGCGGGCAGCACUGCCCAUUGCCCAGUAUGGGAGCCGCAUCCUAAAGACAUUGCGGGAGCAUCAGGUGGUGGUGGUGGCUGGUGACACGGGCUGUGGCAAGUCCACCCAGGUGCCUCAGUACCUUCUGGCUGCUGGCUUCAGUCAUGUGGCAUGCACCCAGCCCCGGCGAAUUGCCUGCAUCUCAUUGGCCAAGCGUGUUGGAUUUGAGAGUCUCAGUCAAUAUGGCUCACAGGUCGGCUACCAGAUCCGCUUUGAGAGCACACGUUCAGCAGCCACCAAGAUUGUGUUCUUGACGGUGGGGUUGCUUCUGCGGCAAAUCCAGCGGGAGCCCAACCUGCCCCAGUAUGAGGUCCUGAUCGUGGAUGAGGUCCAUGAGCGGCACCUCCACAACGACUUCCUCUUAGGUGUCCUCCGGCGCCUGCUGCCCAAGCGGCCUGACCUCAAGGUCAUCCUCAUGUCAGCCACCAUCAACAUCUGCCUGUUCUCCAGCUAUUUCAGUAAUGCCCCUGUGGUGCAGGUGCCUGGGAGGCUGUUCCCCAUCACGGUUGUGUACCAGCCACAGGAGGCAGAGCCAGCUACAUCCAAGUCAGAGAAGCUGGACCCUCGGCCUUUCCUGAGGGUGCUAGAGGCCAUUGACAACAAGUACCCCCCUGAGGAGCGGGGUGACCUUCUCGUUUUCCUCAGCGGCAUGGCAGAGAUCAGCGCCGUACUUGAGGCUGCCCAGACCUAUGCCAGCCACACCCAGCGCUGGGUAGUGCUGCCGCUGCACAGCGCCCUAUCUGUGGCCGACCAGGACAAGGUGUUUGAUGUGGCACCCCCUGGAGUCAGAAAAUGCAUCCUUUCCACCAACAUUGCUGAGACAUCAGUCACCAUUGAUGGGAUCCGCUUUGUAGUAGAUUCUGGGAAAGUGAAGGAGAUGAGCUACGACCCACAGGCUAAGCUUCAGCGGCUGCAAGAGUUCUGGAUCAGUCAGGCCAGUGCGGAGCAGCGGAAGGGCCGGGCAGGCCGGACAGGACCCGGAGUCUGCUUCCGCCUCUAUGCUGAGUCGGACUAUGAUGCUUUCGCCCCCUAUCCUGUUCCAGAAAUUCGAAGGGUGGCCCUGGAUGCAUUGGUGCUGCAGAUGAAGAGCAUGAAUGUGGGGGACCCUCGAACCUUCCCUUUCAUUGAGCCACCCCCACCAGCCAGCCUAGAAACUGCCAUCCUCUACCUCCGGGACCAGGGAGCCCUGGACAGCUCAGAGGCACUCACUCCCAUUGGGUCCCUGCUGGCCCAGCUGCCUGUGGACGUUGUGAUUGGGAAGAUGCUGAUCCUGGGCUCCAUGUUCAGCCUGGCGGAGCCUGUGCUAACCAUCGCAGCUGCCCUCAGCGUCCAGUCGCCCUUUACCCGCAGUGCCCAGAGCAGCCCGGAGUGCGUGGCAGCACGGCGGCCACUGGAGAGUGACCAGGGUGACCCCUUCACACUCUUCAACGUCUUCAAUAGCUGGGUGCAGGUGAAAUCUGAACGGAGCAGAAACUCACGCAAGUGGUGCCGUCGCCGAGGCAUAGAGGAGCACCGGCUCUACGAGAUGGCCAACCUGCGGCGCCAGUUCAAGGAGCUAUUGGAAGAUCAUGGGCUGCUGGCUGGGGCCCAGGCCACAAAGGCAGAGGACAGCUACAGUCGGUUGCAGCAACGCCGUGAGCGCCGGGCGCUGUACCAGCUGAAGCGCCAGCAUGAGGAGGGUGAGGGGCGCAGGCGCAAGGUGCUGCGGCUGCAGGAGGAGCAGGCUGGCUGCUCUAGCGAUGAGGAUGGGGCCGGCCCAGCUUCCCGGAGUUCUGCGGACAGUGUGGACAUCCAGGAUGUGAAGUUUAAGCUUCGGCACAACCUGGAGCAGCUACAGGAGGCUGCCAGCUCAGCCCAGGACCUGACCCGUGACCAGAUGGCCCUGCUCAGGCUGGUGCUGGGCCGGGGCCUCUACCCCCAGCUGGCCAUCCCGGACGCGUUCAACAGUGGCCGCAAAGACUCUGACCAGAUCUUCCACACCCAGGCCAAGCAGGGCACCGUGCUGCACCCGACCUGUGUUUUCUCCAGCAGCCCUGAGGUGCUGCACACACGAGAGCCGGAGGCUAGGGGCUGCGAAGGGAGCCGAGAGGACAAGGACAAGAUGAGCAGCAAGCACCAGCUCCUCACCUUUGUCUCCCUGCUGGAGACCAACAAACCAUACCUGGUGAACUGUGUCCGCAUCCCCGCCCUCCAGUCCCUCUUGCUGUUUAGCCGGUCCCUGGAUACCAAUGGUGACUGCUCCCGCCUGGUGGCCGAUGGCUGGCUAGAGCUGCAGCUGGCAGAUAGUGAGAGUGCCGUGCGGCUCCUGGCAGCUUCCCUGAGGCUCCGUGAGCGCUGGGAAAGUGCUUUGGACCGGCAACUGGCUCAUCAGGCCCAGCGGCAGCGGAAGCUAGAGGAGGAGGAAGAGAAUGAGACUCUGCCCAUCAGCCCCAAGGAGGUGGCAGCUCUGAGCAGGGACCUGCUGCAGUUUAUGGCAUCCAAGGUGCCCUACAGCCUUAGGCGGCUCACAGGGCUUGAAACCCAGAACCUCUAUGUGGGACCCCAGACCAUCACAGCUGCCCCCAAUCUCCCAGGUCUCUUUGGCAGCUCCACGCUGUCCCCCCACCCCACCAAGGGGGGCUACACAGUCACUGACUUCCUCACCUACAACUGCCUCACGAGUGACACGGACCUGUACAGUGACUGCCUGCGCACCUUCUGGACCUGCCCCCACUGCGGCCUGCACAUGCCCUUUACGCCCCUGGAACGCAUCACUCACGAGAACACCUGCCCCAAGGCCCUGCAGGACGGGCCCCCAGGGACUGAGGAAGAUGCCUCUGAGCCCCUCCAGAAGGCAUCUGCCCUGCAGAGGCCCUACCACUGCGAGCACUGCCAAAAGGACUUUCUCUUUACACCCACGGAGGUGCUACGGCACCGAAAGCAGCAUUUGUGAGCAGGCUGGGAGCCUGCCAGGGGUGGGAGCAUCGGCCCACAAGCCUGCAUGUCCUCCAGCUCAGGCCUAGGGCCAGGACUCCUGCCUGAACUCUCAGCCUAGGCUCAGUGCUGUGAUCUGGUCCCAGCCCAGAGGAAGGGAGUGUGGACAUAUAAAUAAUGCCUUUUCUAGGGACUCAGGAUGCAGCAGCUGCCCUCUGCUAGUCCUCCCAGGUCUGGCACUCAUCUCUCCUCCUGCAUGUGCCAGCUCAGGGGUCCUAGGUUGGCACUAACAGGGACUUCCCACUGACCCAGGUGCAGGAUUUUAGCAGUCCUUGGCAGCUACUUUCUCCUGAGUCUGUCCUCACAGUCUCUGCUUCCCCUUGACCUAGGGAGACCUCAACCACCUGGGUUGCUUUGAGAUUUGGGCAGGUGCUAAUGUUCACAUGGGACCACAGGCUGCCCUGUGAGACCCCCGGGGGAUCCCAUGGGCUGUUCUCAGAUAUGCGUGCUAGACUCCAGCGCCACGCCUCCCCCCGCCCUGCCCUUCUCUGCUUCACCCCCUACACUCACCUGCAGGCCCCACCCUGCCCUGCCACGCCUCCCCUGCAGUCACCUCCUGGUGAGCUCAUCCAGGCCCACAGUCUCUCCCUAGGCCUGGCUGCUCCCCUGAGCCUCAGCUCCCGUGUCCAGCUGCCUCCUGGAUACUGACAUUUGCAGUCUAACAAGAGUCUAAGCCCAUUGCUGGUUCUAGUUUCCUGUUCUUCCCUGGGACAUCCUCAUCUUAGCCUAAUGCUUUUUAACUGAUGUACCAUCCAAUUGGUCAUGUAUUAUUCGUUAUUUUCUAUCUAAGAUAGAGCUUAUGAGACCCAAAAUGCUAGGCAUCUCUGCCAUGCUCAGUCAACUGAGUCAGGCCUGAGUCCUUAACAUCCUCCUGACGCUUGCCUCUCAGCAUAUUGGCACUCUGAGUCAUUGGCUCCACCUUCAUACUCAUCCAUAAUUGAACCUCUCAGCCCUUCGUCUCAUGGCCCUACCAUUAGUCACUGCCAUCCCACACCGGACCACAGCAGCUCUGCCUCACCUGUCUCCCUGCUUCUAUCAUCUGUUUUCCAUAUAGGUCACCUGUACAGGUACUGGGAAUGGGACUUCAAAACGUAGGGAGGGGACAGACGUCCACCUAAAACACUCCUUCUAAUCCACCUGAGGGAUAAAGCACAAAAACACUACUACCCUUCUCUGCUCAGAAUUUCUCCAGGAUAAUCAAAUAUUAUUCAGCAAUAAAAGAAACAAAGCGGUGACCCAUGCCAUCGUGUGGGUGAAGCUGCAGCACCUGGUGCUAAGAGGUGGAACUGGCAUAGAGGAAGAGCUUGGGCUCUGGUCAUAGGCUGGAGACGCUCAGAACUGGGAGAUAGAAAUGCGACUGGCAGUUACCAGGGGCUUGAGAGGAAGGUCAUUGUGGGGCACAGCAUUUAUUUUUAGGGUCCUGAAAAUGUUAUAGGAUUAAUUAGUUGGGUGCACAACUCUGCAAAUAUACUAAGUGUACUAAUUGUACACUUAAGUGGGUGAA
Messenger RNA from Otolemur garnettii (small-eared galago), 5443 nucleotides. RefSeq names its product DExH-box helicase 34 (gene DHX34). The record is from RefSeq and is a predicted model, not a curated record. The transcript has 18 exons. Gene Ontology annotation, biological process: nuclear-transcribed mRNA catabolic process, nonsense-mediated decay. Gene Ontology annotation, cellular component: intracellular anatomical structure. The coding region runs from base 455 to 3898 and encodes 1147 amino acids. Gene Ontology annotation, molecular function: RNA binding; ATP binding. NCBI's taxonomy places the organism in Eukaryota, Metazoa, Chordata, Mammalia, Primates, Galagidae.